This is a messenger RNA of Cajanus cajan (pigeon pea), 1355 nucleotides long. RefSeq names its product Thioredoxin superfamily protein (gene HCC2). The record is from RefSeq and is a predicted model, not a curated record. Gene Ontology annotation, biological process: mitochondrial respiratory chain complex IV assembly. Lineage: Eukaryota; Viridiplantae; Streptophyta; Magnoliopsida; Fabales; Fabaceae.
GGAAGGACAACUUUUUGGAGUAUAGCCUAACACUCGUCAAGCUAUUGGAAGAAUAUGUAAAAUCGGGUAAUUGGAUCCAUUCAAAGCAGGGCCCCCGGAAAAGAAAAAAAAAUGUUUUACUAAAUUGAGCGAAAGAUUAUAUGAGAAGAAUAAGCUUGAAGAAGAAGGCAAUAUUUGGAUGUUUUAUGGCAUCAAACGACAUGGGUAUCAAUUUUUUGCAUUCCAACAACCUUAGUCAUGCCCAUUCCUAGGUUUAUGCUCUUUUCAUCCCACAAUCGCUCCACUGGGGCGGCCCUCGCUCUUCUUCGAAGGUGUGUUCCCUCUAGGACAACUCAAUCUGUUAGGUAUACAAAAUCUACAAGACACGGUAAAACAAAACAUGAUGUUCAUCCUGUACUCACUCCUGAAUCGAGCUCCACCUCGCAGGCUUCUCGCUCAUGGGGUGCUUAUGUUGCUCCAGCUGCUGUUCUAGGAUUUGCUGGGAUUGCAGCUUUUUUUCACUACAACGAUGAGAAGAGAGCUGUUCCCAAAGGUAAUCAGGGUAGUGGACCCAGAAAUGUUGUCAAUGGAUCAAUAAUUUGGGUUCCAUUUACACUAAUUAAUACAGAGAAACAAACAGUUACAGAACGUGAUUUUCUUGGGAAUUGGGUUCUCCUCUAUUUUGGCUAUACCUCAUCCCCCGAUCUAGGGCCAGAACAAGUUCAAAUUAUGGCCAAGACAAUCAAUAUAUUAGAAUCAAAACAGAAGCUUAAGAUUCUUCCAGUAUUUGUUACCAUUGAUCCUCAACGUGAUACUCCCUCACAACUUCGUGCAUACCUUGAAGAGUUUGACUCAAGAAUCAUAGGAUUAACCGGACCUGUUGCUGCUGUUAGGCAGAUGGCACAAGAAUAUCGUGUUUAUUUUAAAAAGGUAGAAGAGGAUGGCGGUGAUUAUCUUGUUGACUGUUCCCACAACAUGUAUUUGCUGAAUCCUAAAAUGGAGGUUAUGAGAUGCUUUGGAGUCGAGUAUAAUGCAGAGGAGUUAUCAGAAGCAAUACAAAAAGAACUGAACAGAAACCCCUCUUGAUGGUUUAGAUGCAGGCAUGAAGCCUGAUAUCACUUUCUACCCAUGUUUUCUGUUCUUCUAAUGGGAUCUCAGAAUCAUUUACAAUGUGACGAUUUAACUUUGACUUUGGAGGAAAGCAUUUAGCUUUUCUUUAUUUUCAUUUCGACUAACAAAAAGUUUAGGGGCAAUCUGAGUUUCAUUAUAGGUUUCGCGGACAGAUUUAUUUUUUUGGGAAACAUUUUAGAUGAAAAUUCUAUACCUGAAUGUUUUCAUAUCCACUUUCAUCUAACAAGCACUUUGUUUUUAUUUCA